Microthlaspi erraticum is the source of this 894-nucleotide messenger RNA. Lineage: Eukaryota; Viridiplantae; Streptophyta; Magnoliopsida; Brassicales; Brassicaceae. The record is from the annotation of a GenBank genome assembly.
AUGUUAGCCAACAGUGAUAAAGUUUCAGAGGUCCUACAAGAGUCUACUCAUCAGUUCAACCUGCUUACUUCACCCACCUUCCUACCAAAGCAUCAAUCUGAUCUCUCUCUCCAUGGCAGAGAAGCUAGGCAUGCUGGAGCCUUGCAGCGCCCUACUACUUCAAUCAUGUUUGGAGAUGCAACUUCUAAGUCUCCUCUUGGAGUGUUCAAGAACUAUCACUUGAAAAUUGGAGAAUGCAUCAUCCAAACUGAUCUCACUGUGAUGGAAAUGGAAGAAGAGAAGGAUUUGCCUUUGUUAUUGGGAACCCCUUUCCUUAGUACAGUUGGCGCUUCAAUAGACUUUCACAAGCAAGAAGUGAUCCUUCACAAGGUGAAUAGUUUGGUGUCAUAUCGCUUGCAGCCUAGAGGGUUGACAAGGAACCAAGAGUUGGGAAGGAUAAGGAUGAGAGAGGACCAAGGAUUGAGAAGCCACGUCUUGAGAGGGCUAGAGUUGAGAAACCACGAUCUGAUAGGCCAAGAGCUGAGACUUGUUCAAGCCCCUUGUGUGCUUGAUGAAGAGAGCCUUCAAGCUUUGUUUGAUGAGCCACUAGGAAGGGCUCUAAAAGAAGGGGAGGAUGCAGCCUCUAAGGCAAGACCAGGUGAUAAAAGAAAGGAUCCACCAGCUCAGGCCCCUUCAGUCAAGCCAUCUCAGCUCACAAUGACUUUGUUCCCCACCAAGUUUGAAAAUGGGAAGAUUGAGUACAAGAUAAGGUACAAGGGGAGAUCAAGGCCAUUCUCUAGAGCCAAGGCCUUGGUGACUUCAGAACAGUCCAGGGACCCAACCAAGCUAAAGGAGCUUCUGUCUCAAGUCCUCACUAUCACCCUUGAUGGUGGGACUAGCUCAACCAAUGCCUAA